Molecule: messenger RNA, 701 nt
Organism: Ricinus communis (castor bean)
Lineage: Eukaryota; Viridiplantae; Streptophyta; Magnoliopsida; Malpighiales; Euphorbiaceae
Product: 14 kDa proline-rich protein DC2.15
Exons: 1
Coding region: 86-496 (136 amino acids)
Source: RefSeq, a predicted model, not a curated record
UAGCCUACUCCACCAUUUCCAUCAAACAAGGUGCAAAAGCUUAUAUAUCUUAAUAAGCAUUCAACACUUCUAAAACAUCUUCGAAAUGGCAUCAAAAGCUUUUGCCUCCACUGCCCUUCUCCUCUCUCUCAAUCUCCUCUUCUUUACUUUGGUCAGCUCUACCUACUGCCCACCGCCACCAUCACCAAAGCCAAAAUCCCCCGCACCUCACUCCAGCUACCCAUCAUCAAAACCUACUAAAUGCCCGAAGGAUACCCUAAAGCUGGGUGUAUGUGUCGAUUUGUUGAAAGAUUUACUGAGUGUUACAAUUGGUAAACCACCAAAGUCCCCUUGCUGCAGCCUCAUUGGCGAUCUUGUUGAUCUUGAAGCUGCAGUUUGCCUUUGCACUACCAUCAAAGCUAGUCUCUUGGGCAUUAACUUGAAUGUUCCAGUUGAUUUAAGCUUGUUGCUCAACUACUGUGGCAAGAAGGUUCCUGAGGGUUUCAAGUGUGCAUAAAUAUAUGCAUUCUAAUUGGUUAAUUUUAGUUUUUACCUUCUCUUCCUCAUGCUGUGUUUUAGCCCUGGAAUGUUUUUAUGGCUUGUGCCAUAGACAUUCGAUAAUAAUUUCUCCAUGUACCAUUUCUUUUUCUGGUUGUACUGAAUUCUAUUGAAAAUUGAAUGUGGCAUUAAUUUACUAAUAAAAGAAUUAUUAAUUUGGUAAA